GCCGCGGCCGGAUUUGUGACGAGUUUCGCGGCGGGCACCGACUGGGGCACACGUCGACGUCGAUAGUCGCCCGACACUAGUAUUUACCUUCGGCCUGUGGGCAUCGAAUGCGGAACGUGCCGUUGUCGAGCGGCAAUUGAUGCAAUCAUCUUGUUGAGCGUAAACAAACGACACAAUGAUGUCACGCGGGCUGCACGUCCUGCUAUGUCUGUCCGUAAUGGUGACGGUGGCGUUUCCUCACGCGCUGCCAACCGAAGAAAUUCUGGUGGUGACGACGGGCUCCGGCGGUGACACAUCGUCGAAUGUGACGCCGAGCGAAGCAGUGGAGGUGACAUCGGAGGAGCCCAAUGCCCCGAUCGCGCUCACCGAGAUGGCGGUGCGGUCGGAGAUCAGCUUGCGUUACGCCAGCACCGCGGUGGUGGCUCAUGUGCACAACCCCGCAUCCCGCGCACAGGAGUACACCUUCAGGGUACUACUGCCGGAGACUGCCUUCAUCAGCGGAUUUGUCAUGACUUUAGAAGGGAAACCCUACAAAGCUUACGUAAAGGAGAAGGAGGAGGCUAAGAACAUUUAUAAUCAAGCGGUGGCACAGGGCAUCGGGGCCGCGCACGUUGCUGCCAAAGCUCGUGAUUCCAACGUGUUCACGGUAUCCGUGAACGUGGAGCCGAAGUCCCGCGCGGUGUUCAAUCUGACGUACGAGGAGCUGCUGUCGCGGCGCAACGGCGUCUACAACCACGCAGUGAACCUGCACCCCGGCGCGCUGGUGCCGCGCCUCACCGUCACCGUGCACAUCCGCGAGACCCAGGGCAUCGCCGUGCUGCGCGUGCCCGAGAUACGCACCGGCAACGAAGUCGACGCUACCAAUGAAGACGCACAGAACAAAAAUGCCGUAAUUAAGCGAAGCAAUAAAAAUCGUGAGGCAACUAUCACGUUCACACCAGACCUCGAAGAACAGAAAGUAUUGAUUCAAAUAUAUAAGGACAAGAGUAGUGGUCGCAAUGUGAACAGGUACGGGUACCAGAGCCAAGAGGAAGUGCCGCAGGAUGGCACGCUCGGACAGUUCGUCGUUCAAUACGACGUCGAUCGCUCCAAGACCAAUGAAGUUUUGGUAAACAACGGCUACUUCGUGCACUUCUUUGCGCCGAGCGAGCUGCCGCCGCUGAGCAAGCACGUGGUGUUCGUACUCGACAUCUCCGGCUCCAUGAGUGGUCGCAAGAUCGAGCAGCUCAUCGAGGCCAUGCAGACCAUCCUCGGAGAACUCAACAAGGGCGACGUUUUCAAUAUCGUCCAGUUCGAGUCUUCGGUUCAGAUUCUAGAUAUAGCGUCUGCUUACGAGCGGCCGGCCACGUACGAGAACAAUUUCUACUACCGGCCCGCUUCAUACGACAUUCCGCCGCUGCUGCCGCCCGUCCCCGCCACACCUGACUUCAUCGCCAAGGCCAAGCUGCUCAUAUCCAGACUUCGCGCUGGCGGUGGAACAAAUAUCGGCACUGCUCUCGACACGGCGAUUGCCCUCAUACAAAAAUACGGUGCCGCCACUCGCAAUGUCUCCGCUGCCGCCACCACCACCACCACCACCACCACACCUGCCGCACAACACUCUGAAACCGGUGAAAACACAUCGGAUGCGUCAGUUCCAGAACCUGAGAAGAAACAAGAUGGAGCUGCAGUUCAAAAUAACGACAGUGAAAUUAAAAAUGAUGAAAAGGAACCAAUAAUAAUUUUCCUAACGGACGGCGAGCCGACUGAGGGCGAGCGAAAUCCUACAAAGAUCAUCAGCGUCGUGGCUGAGAAGAACUACGGAGACCACAAGGCGUCCAUUUAUUCCCUAGCCUUUGGCGAGGACGCGGACAAGUCGUUCCUCCGCAAGCUGUCGCUGAAGAACGUGGGCUUCAGCCGGCACAUCUACGAGGCGUCGGACGCGGCGCUGCAGCUGCACGACUUCUACCGCCAGAUCUCCUCACCCCUCGUCGCCAACGUCAAGUUCGUCUACCCGCCCGACCAGGUGAAGGACGGAUCGAUAACGAAGCACAAGUUCAGACGGUUCUACGCGGGCUCGGAGGCGGUGGUGGCGGGACGUCUGCACGAGGACGCCACAGAGCUCGCUCCACACGUCUACGGCAUCUGCGGUGUCGGCCUCGACGAGGGAUCCAGGAAACGUUACGACGUAACUACGUCGGUGUCGGUGGCCGACAAGACGGAGUCCUACCUGCCGCUGGAGCGGCUGUGGGCCUACCUCACUAUCCAGCAGCUGCUCGACGAGCACCAGGUCACCGACCUCAAGGACGAUGAUGAGAACAACCCCGCUAAGAAGGCGCUCAAGUUGGCACUUAAGUACGAGUUCGUGACGAGUCUGACAUCGCUGGUCGUGGUCAAACCUAACGCGACCAGUGCUGUCGAUACUGAAUCUGCAGAUAAAGCUUCGUCGUCGUUCCCUACAGCGUUUUACGAUUCCGCGCCACCGAGCGGACCUUCUUCCUUCUCGCAUUACUCCAUGAUGGCUCGGCCUAGUUACUCUAAUAACGCAUAUCCGAUCGCGCUGAGCGGCAUGGCCGCGCCGAUGCUCGACAUGCAUGCUUAUGAAGAGUCUGAUAUAUUAGCCAUUGACGAUUACGGUGUCCUCAGAGGAGACGUUUCCCGUAUAGAGGAUUUUGACUAUCACUCAUUGAUUACUGGAGGCAACGGAUUCCCCUUUUACUCAUCGGGACGCAAUUUUAUUCCGGGUAUUCACGUCAAGAGGAUUUCGCCAAAAAUUCGGGGCUACGUGGUCACGACGCCGGUACCACCGCCAUCGUCCACCACUUCCAGUCCGUUAGAGUCGUAUCACUUGGAAGACUUCGCCUGGCUCGCUCCUCUGUUGAACACAACCACAGAUAGUAUCACUUUGAAUCAAAACGGAACGCAAGUGAUCUUAAAAAUUACAAAAGAUAUUAACGCACCUAAAGCGGCGUCGGGUGACACGGAGUGCCCGACCGCGACGGACGCUUCCGCGGGCCGAUGUGUGUACUUGUCGCGGUGCCCGAAGGCUCGAGACGUCACUCUACACCUCUACACCAGCAUUUACUGCGUCGUCGGUGAUGGGUAUGCUGGUGUUUGUUGUCCGACGAGCGAAGUAAAAGAGAUACAGUAAAGCGACCUGCCUUCAAUUUUAGUAUUAAUCCUUUAAUU
Molecule: messenger RNA, 3168 nt
Organism: Papilio xuthus (Asian swallowtail)
Lineage: Eukaryota; Metazoa; Arthropoda; Insecta; Lepidoptera; Papilionidae
Product: inter-alpha-trypsin inhibitor heavy chain H1
Exons: 25
Coding region: 176-3130 (984 amino acids)
Source: RefSeq, a predicted model, not a curated record